Papilio xuthus (Asian swallowtail) is the source of this 803-nucleotide messenger RNA. RefSeq names its product caltractin. The record is from RefSeq and is a predicted model, not a curated record. Gene Ontology annotation, molecular function: calcium ion binding. The transcript is spliced from 5 exons. Lineage: Eukaryota; Metazoa; Arthropoda; Insecta; Lepidoptera; Papilionidae. Gene Ontology annotation, cellular component: myosin II complex. Bases 112 to 654 code for a protein of 180 amino acids.
AACAUAUCAAAUCUCCUUUGUACUUUUCAAAAUUAAUUCACACGUCAAAAGGCAUUAUUCGAGAUUUCCUAAAUAAACAAACAUUGUAAUACAUUUUAUAACCAGAUAAAAAUGACUACCGAACAACCUAAGGUAGAAACUGAAGAUGAAGAAACAGAACAGGAGAUAAAAGAGAAAAGUGUAUCAGCUCGCUUAAUUUUCACUGAACAACAGAAAAGAGAUUUACGCGAUGCGUUUAAUCUACUCGAUCAUACAGGAGAAGGAAAAAUAAAGGCCGAUGACUUUCGUGUUGCGAUAAAAGCUUUGGGUUACGAACCCACGAAGGAAGAAUUGCAGCAUAUGAUAAAUAGAGUUGACAAAACUCAAACGGGAAAACUAAGUUUUGAAAAUUUUGAAACAGCUAUAAUGAGAAAAAUAAUGUCUUUGGACAGCGAUGGGGAUAUUAUGAAGAGUUUUCGCCUUUUUGAUGAUGGCGAUUGCGGUUUUAUUAGCUUUGAAAAUGUGAAGAGAGUCUCUGAGAUCUUGGGAUUUGGUCUUACUGAUGAAGAAAUAGAGGAAAUUAUGGACGAUGCGGACAAAGACUUCGACGGAUUUAUUUCCGUACAAGAAUUUAUGAGAAUGAUAAAAACAUCAGUUCGUAUUGAAACACCGUAAUAAAUAAUUAAUGAUCACGACUUAAAUGGAUUUAGAAAAGUAAAAUAAUAAAUAUAUUUCACAACUGAAUUUUCUCUUCAUUGCUCUUAAACUAAGCAAAAGUAACAAGAGCUUAUUGUGGCGCAAAAUAAAAAAACUAAAAAAUUAUU